GCACCGCUUGACUUGAUCCCCGACGACACCACGGCUGCCAACAACAUGACGAUGAUGACCUGCUCGUUCUGGGCAGUCGCCCUGGUGGCCUUGGUGGCCCUGGCCCCCGUGGCCAUUCGGGCUGAUUGCCCGGGUACCCCCAAUCUUCGCCCAAUUUACUCCAGCGAUCCCGUGCUGGUCAAGUCGAUCGAGAACGCUUCGCUGUACCAUGUUGGUACCGGUGAGAAUGGCACCACUUUGCGAGUCCUGCACCUGUACGGCAGCCCCUACGCCAUGGGUUAUGCUCAAGGCCAGCUGCUUGCCGAUGACAUCAAGACCAUGGUUGCUGCUUUCUUUGAGUACCUGGAUGACACCAUUGCCCCCUACAUCAACUGGCUGCCUCAGGAUGUGCAAAAGAUCAUUUUGGAGGAUGGUCCUGCCGCCGCCCUUCAGUUUGAGGUCGACCUGACCAUGCCUUACAUCUCCCAAUACUUUCUUGAUGAGAUCCGUGGUCUGGCCGACGGUUGCAACUGCGGCAUUGAUUACAAGACGGUCCUGCAGGUGCAUCUCUUCCCUGAACUCAUCAAGGCCUCGUGCAGCAUGUUUGGUGCUUGGGGCCCCGCCAUCGCCAACGUCUCUGGCACCGUCAACCAGCUGCGUGCCCUCGACUGGGGUCUUGACAACCCGCUGGUGAACUACAGCCUCGUUGCCGUCUACCAUCCGGAAGAAGGUUUGGGCCACCCUUUUGCUAGUGUGACCUUCAACGGCUUUAUUGGCUCCAUCACUUCCUACGGUGGUCUGGUUGGCAUGUCCGAGAAGGUCUGGCUGUCCUACAACGAGUCUGCGAGCCGUGCGGGUGUGCCGUUCCAUUUCCUGAUGCGUGACGCAGCCCAGUUUGAUCGUACCAUCGAUGACACGUUGAACCGCAUCUACAACAGCAAGCGCACCUGCUCUGUACACUUGGGCGUGGGCAGCAGUCUGGACAAGCAGUUCCGUGCUGUGGAAUACUCGCACGAGGAGGUCCUGGUGUACGAUGACAAGAACUAUCCCUCCUACCUCCCUGCGCACCCGCUCUUCGAUGGCCUGGUUUUCAUCAACAAGCACGUCCAGCCCUCCUCAGACACGUGCAUGGGCUCGCUGAUGACAAAGUAUUAUGGUAGCCUCGACGCCGAGACCACCAUCCGCAAUGUUCUUGGCAACACGGCCUCGGGCGACAUGCAUGCUGCCUUUUAUGACUAUGGCAACAACGUUAUCCACGUAUCCGUGGCCGGUCUGCCCGUAGCCAACGAUGGCAACGGCACCGUCAUUGAUGGUCCCAUGGCUCCCGCCCAUGCUCGCCCUUGGUUCCGCCUGGACAUGGAGAAGCUUUUUGCCCAGACCCAAGCCCAGUAAAGUGUGAUAGCGAGGAAAACAGGCUCAUCAAGUUGGGCGAGAGAAACAGCCCAGCUAAUGUGAUUGAUCUGUGCUACCCGUGCUCAGCGAGUUUGUUGCGUGUUUUCGUUUUUCUUUUUCCUUGCUCUGCUUCUUUGCUUUUUGAUAGGUUUGAUUGCGGUGCUAAUUCCCUUUCUCUUUCGCGGUGUGAGCGAGCCUUGUUGCCUCUCGAAUCCUGUCAAUUGAUCGUGUGCCCGC
This is a messenger RNA of Monosiga brevicollis MX1, 1608 nucleotides long. RefSeq lists its product as uncharacterized. The coding region runs from base 46 to 1371 and encodes 441 amino acids. The record is from RefSeq and is a predicted model, not a curated record. The transcript is spliced from 8 exons. Lineage: Eukaryota; Choanoflagellata; Craspedida; Salpingoecidae.